Messenger RNA from Hymenoscyphus albidus, 5090 nucleotides. The record is from the annotation of a GenBank genome assembly. NCBI's taxonomy places the organism in Eukaryota, Fungi, Ascomycota, Leotiomycetes, Helotiales, Helotiaceae.
AAGGGUAAAAGUGGGAUUGAAAUUUGGCGGUGACGUUUGGUUCAUCAAACCAUUCGAUUAUUGAGAUCUGAUAUUGUAUCUUUCCCUUAUCGCUUUGAUCCUUCCACGUCAAAACACCACCAUUACCAUUGGAACAAUUGGAAUGAGGGGGACACAUCAUUCUCGACUGUAGCUGUAAUGGCGCAACAAUUACUUCAGGAACCCUGGAACGGGAAGAAUGAGGUGUAUUUGAGUUACAGGCCGCAGACGCUUUUUGACGCGUCUUUCGAGGGGAGGUGUGGAAGGAUAUGGGUAUGUUUUUAUACUCGGGCGUUUUACCUUAUUCUCGCUCAGUUCAUGAGAAAUACAGAGCUGAUGUUUAUUAGGAUCCACUUAAUGCUAAAUUCGAAUCAUGUGUUCUUCCUUUUAUCUCAGCCAUUCCAGCAUUCAUCUCGAUAUGCAUAGUACUCGGAUACAUUUUACAACUCAUCCCUAAAUAUUCAAUUAGACCGAAAUGGUUGAGUACUUUCAUCAAAGAGACCGUGGAACAGGAUGACGAUUUACCUCGAAAAUCCAAGAAGCAUUUUACCGUCCUCUCAGGAUUGCUAUUCAUCGUAUCUGUUGUUGGAAUGUUUAUGCAAUUACCUACGAUUUUCUAUCCCGAUCUGAGAUUGGAAAUGAUAUUUCCUGCUGUAUCUUGGGCCACGUCCUGCAUUCUUAUCGCUGUUCUGCGACCGGCAACGACCCCAAAGGCUUUAUUAGUUUUACACACCAGUAUCCUGAUUUCUCAAUUCACCGUUUUGAUCAAUGGUUUCCCUGGAAUUGGAGAUCAUGAUGCACCCACCAUUAUGGUCCUACUUUGCGCCUCAACGGCGGUUUUGCUCAUUCUCCAAAUGCCACUACGAGAUCCUCAUCUUCCUCGAUUUAUGAUAAGUCCUGCUUUCGGCCCUGCAACCAGUGGACUUCGUACUCCAGAGGACAAUUUGACUCUUUGGCAAUUUAUGAGUGUAUCAUGGAUGAAGCCGCUGAUCAAAUUAGGGAACAACAGACAGCUUAAUGAUGAGGAUGUUUGGGACCUGGGCUAUCAAUUUCAGCAUCGAACGCUACAUGAUAGAUUUAGGGAGUUGCAAGGUUCAGUUCUGAGAAGAUUGAUUGAAGCGAAUGGGUUGGAUCUUUUUAUUAUAUCAGCGUUGGGGAUUUUGGAACUGGUAGCAAGUAAGUUUUGCCUCAACCCUUCAGUUUGGGAUCGAGAAUUAUGCUGAUGUAGAUGCUAGACUUUUCUACGCCGGUGCUGUUGCAGAAAAUCUUGCAGAGUAUGGAAAAUAACGAGGCACCAAGGAGUUCGACUUUGACUUAUGCUUUGUUGACCUUGGUGGCGAAUUUUGUCGAAGCGCAAUCUGGAGUUUUUACGCUUUGGUAUGGACGAAGAACCUACGAGAGAUCUCGAGGUGAACUAAUCACAAUGUUGUACGAGAAAACUCUGUCAAGAAAGAUGGUUAGUGUGAGUAGUAAAGCACGAAAUGAAACCAACGCGAAUGGCACUGUCGAUACAGAGGAGCCAAAGAAUUUGACUAUAUGGAAGAGAAUCAUCGGUCACUUCAAAAGUCCUUCAAAGGCGAAGAAGCAGGAGGAGGAGCAAGAAGAAGAGAGUCCGGAUGUGAAGAAAUCCUUGGAACAGGCCUCAAUGGGGAAAAUUAUGAAUUUGAUGAGGUACGAUUUGAUAAUUAUGCAUCCGGAAACAUUUACUGACACCAAAUGUAUAGAUUUGAUGCCUACGAAGUAGCACAAAGAUUUUGGGAAUUUUCUUCUCUCGUAUCUCAACCCCUGAGUCUGAUUUUAUCUGUCAUUUUGAUAUGGAGAUUGAUUGGCUGGCCAUGCCUCCUCGGAGUCGUGACGGUACUGUUUGCUCAAAUCAUCAGUGCUUUUAUCGCACGAACCUUACUAGCAUGGGAGAGAAAACGAAGAGUAGCAACCGAUAAGAAAAUACAUAAAAUCUCUCAGCUCGUUGAAGCGAUCCGACACUUACGCUAUUACAGCUGGCAGGAUGUAUGGCUGGCGCGGAUUAUGGAAUCACGACAAGCGGAAUUGACGCUUCGAGUAAUUUCCAGUUUAUGGAGACUUCUGAUUGAUUUCAUUGAUAUUCUCGCGAGUGGAAUGUUUCCGGUGGUUGCAUUCUGGGCGUACACUACUUUGGCCGGUAAACCUUUGACAGUCGAUGUCGCUUUCCCGGCAUUGCAGUUAUUUGUUCGAUUAGAGGUUGCUCUCCAGGAAAUACCGAAUCUCAUCACCGUUCUUCUGAAUGCUAGGAUUUCAAUGGCUCGUAUUGAAGAGUUUAUGAGCGAGCCAGACAAAGAGGAAGCCGAUAUGGCUCCAGGAACAAGGUCUACGUUGGAAAUGAAAAAUGCUACUUUUGCUUGGCCGGGUGCUACAGACCCUGUUUUGAAAGAUCUCACUUUAUCUUUCCCUCCAGGGUUGACUGUCAUCUAUGGCGAGGUGGGAACUGGUAAAACGGCUUUGCUGCAGGCUCUACUUGGAGAGUUGGACAAGUUGAGUGGCGAAUAUGAAAGAUCGAGUGAUAUUGUUGGGUACUGUGCUCAAACACCUUGGCUUCAGUCUAUGAGUAUAAGAGAGAAUAUCCUUUUCUCUUCGCCAUAUGAUGAGGCUCGGUACAAACAUGUUUUGGAUGUUUGCGCUCUUCUCCCUGAUAUGGCUGGUUUCAAAAACGGCGAUCUGUCUUUGGUGGGCGAAAAUGGUGUUGGUCUUUCAGGAGGACAGAAAGCUCGACUGUCCCUUGCAAGAGCCGUGUAUUCGCAAGCAAAGUUCUUAUUGCUGGACGAUCCUCUUUCUGCUCUGGACCAUCAAACGGCUUCAUCCAUCGUACGAAGAUGUAUUUCUGGGCCUUUACUUAAGGAUAGGACUACACUAUUGGUGACACAUCGCACUGACUUGUGUAUGCACAUCGCAGAUCAGUUGGUUCAAGUUUCCAAUGGUCAUGCCGAAGUCGUUGACCAUGAAGCUGUUGUCACUGACGAGCUUCGACGGGUACAUUCACAUGAAUCCGCCCACGAGGAAGCUCAGGGCGAGGAUGAAGCAGCUGCUACCCCGGAUAAAUUCAUGGAAGAUGAAUACCGGGCACUUGGAGGUGUCAAGUUCUCAAUUUAUUGGGAAUAUAUCAAAGCAGGAAAGCUGAAAUGGUGGUUUGUGCUUGUAUGUGGCUUGCUCUUAUACCGUCUUGCGGGCGUUGGAGAGACCUGGUUUCUAAAAGCAUGGGGUGAGGCUUACGGCGCUACAAAAGAAAUCAUCAAUUUCGAUGGACCACCUAGCAAAUUACCUGACCCUGAGAAGAAUAUCAAGCCUUGGCUUGUGGGCUUCCUCAUAAUUGCAGUGGUUCAGUCUGUUACAUAUCUGAUAUAUCAGAUUUUCAUGCUGGUCAUUGUUUAUCAAGGUGGAAAGAAUAUGUUUGAGAGGGUUAUGAGUCGCGUAACUCACGCCACGUUUCGAUUUUAUGAUGUUACUCCUGUCGGUCGAUUGAUGAAUCGUCUUACUUCAGAUAUCAACACUAUUGAUGGAAAUAUAAGCAGUCUGUUCCAAAGAGUUGCGAGGACUUCAAUUACAUGGAUCACAUCUGUUGUUGUCAUCGGUUCAGUUACACCAAUCUUCUUGGUCUUUGCAACUGGAUUGACAUUGGCAUUUGUGACUAUAUUUACCCACUUCCUUCCAACUUCUCAAAGUCUCCGUCGUCUCGAAAUGGUGUCUCUUACUCCAUUGAUCUCGAAUUUCGGGGAACUUGCUACUGGUUUAACCAGUAUUCGAGCAUUUAAAGUCUCUCUACUUUUCCAACAACGUGUCAUCACUGUCACAGAUGCUUUCCAGAAAAUGGAUCAUUUCUAUUGGAGUUUACAGGCUUGGUUGAUGUAUCGCUUUGACAGUUUAUCGGCCGUUUCCACAUUUCUCUUGACUGCGUUGGCUGUUUUUACAGGUGUAUCACCUGGUCUCACUGCUUUCGUUCUUACCGCAGCUUCAAGAUUUGUUUCCUCGACGCAUGCGUUAUGUCGACAAUACGGCCAGCUGCAAAUGGAUUUCGUCUCGGUAGAACGUGUUGUUGAACUUCUCCACCUUGACCAGGAGCCUCCCGGUGACACCGAACCGCCAGCAUACUGGCCAUCUAUGGACGGGGAUAUUGUAUUUGAGAAUGUCACCAUCAAAUAUGCACCUCAUCUCGAGCCUGCACUCACAGAUGUGUCUCUCACAAUAAAAGGGGGCAGCACGACAGCACUUAUAGGCCGCACCGGUUCCGGAAAGAGUACACUCGCACUUUCUAUUCUAGCCACCACUCUCCCCUCCUCAGGAAGAAUCCUGAUAGACAAUAUCGACAUCUCAAAGGUGUCCACUGAAGCCCUGCGUAAACGCAUCACUUUCCUCGCUCAAGAACCAAUUCUCUUCCCAGGUUCCAUGCGCCUCAACCUUGAUCCACUCUCCGAGUAUACGGACGUCGAAUGUCUCUCCGUCCUCAAGAAAAUGGCGGAUAAACAUAAGUGGGAAUUAGAUAUGCAUAUUGAUACUGGGGGUAGGAAUUUGAGUCAGGGACAGAGACAACUUGUUGGACUUGCCAGGGCUUUGUUGAGGAGGAGUGCCAUUGUGGUUAUGGAUGAGGCUACCGCAAGUAUUGACCUUCAAACAGCGGGGAAGAUUCAAGAUGUCUUGAGGAGGGAGAUGAAAGGGAGUACGGUGGUUGUUAUUGCGCAUCGUGUGGAGGCUGUUGGAGGCGCGGGUGCGUGUGUUGUACUUGAUAAGGGACGAAUUGUUAGGAGUGGGGAGGUAGGCGAGGGUGGUGUUGAGGGGAUUGGAGACGUGGGAGAGAUGAUUGAGUAAGGAUAAGGGUUUGAAGGUAAUAUUGUUGGGCGUUUUGGGCAUCAAAAAUUGUGAAACGAGAGGCUGGUCGCCCAGACGAAUCAAUGAAGAUACGAGAUCACUGCACCGCAGAAGCUUGUUUAACUGCUUAUCUCUUGCUUUAUAAAUGUUAUAGAUGUCAUUCGAGCAUAGUUGGGAAUAUCAAUGCAUCGGGCUCAGUAGUCUUGUAAUAAUUCUUCUCGGAAAGCUUAAAAACCCGG